Molecule: messenger RNA, 2692 nt
Organism: Ceratotherium simum simum (southern white rhinoceros)
Lineage: Eukaryota; Metazoa; Chordata; Mammalia; Perissodactyla; Rhinocerotidae
Gene: SPHK2
Product: sphingosine kinase 2
Biological process (GO): phosphorylation; sphinganine-1-phosphate biosynthetic process; sphingosine biosynthetic process
Cellular component (GO): intracellular membrane-bounded organelle; cytoplasm; membrane
Source: RefSeq, a predicted model, not a curated record
CUGCAUCCCCCGAGUCUCCCCACACUUGUCUGAGUCUGUUUGUCUCUGGUGCUUCCAUGUCACUGUCACUGCCCCUCAUUGUCUCCUCCUGUCCACAGGCCCUGCCCCUGCCUCCCUCUCAUGAGGGUCCUGGACUCUGACUCCUGCCCUCCUCCCUCCCCACAGAGGCCGGACCAGGAGCUGACCUGGAGCUGGGGCCACAGGUCUAGGAGUGCCCUGGACAGGGCCAAGGCCAUGGCCCCACCACCACCACUAGCCGCCAGCACUCCACUCCUGCAUGGCGAGUUUGGCUCCUACCCAGCCCGCGGCCCCCGCUUUGCCCUUACUCUCACACCGCAGGCCCUACACAUACAGCGGCUGCGCCCAAAGCCUGAAGCCCGGCCCCGGGGUGGCCUGGUCCCGCUGGCUGAGGUCUCAGGCUGCUGCACUCUGCGGAGCAGCAGCCCCUCGGACCCAGCAGCCUACCUCUGCAUCUACACCUACCCAAGAGGCCGGCGCGGGGGCCGGCGCAGAGCCGCACGCACCUUUCGGGCCGACGGGGCGGCCACCUACGAGGAGAACCGCGCUGAGGCCCAGCGCUGGGCCACUGCCCUCACGUGUCUGCUCCGAGGACUGCCACUGCCUGGGGACGGGGAAAUCACCCCCGAGCUUCUGCCAAGGCCACCCCGAUUGCUCCUACUGAUCAAUCCCUUUGGGGGCCGGGGCCUGGCGUGGCAGUGGUGUAAGAACCACGUGCUGCCCAUGAUCUCUGAAGCUGGGCUGUCCUUCAACCUCAUCCAGACAGAACGGCAGAACCACGCCCGAGAGCUGGUCCAGGGGCUGAGGCUGAGCGAGUGGGAUGGCAUUGUCACAGUGUCGGGAGACGGGCUGCUGUAUGAGGUGCUGAACGGACUCCUAGAUCGCCCCGACUGGGAAGAGGCUGUGAAGACGCCCGUGGGCAUCCUUCCCUGUGGCUCCGGCAAUGCCUUGGCCGGAGCUGUGAACCAGCAUGGCGGGUUUGAGCCGGCCCUGGGCAUCGACCUGCUGCUCAACUGCUCACUGUUGCUCUGCCGGGGUGGCGGCCACCCGCUGGACCUGCUCUCUGUGACACUGGCCUCGGGCUCCCGCUGCUUCUCUUUCCUGGCUGUGGCCUGGGGCUUUGUGUCAGACGUGGACAUCCAGAGCGAGCGCUUCAGGGCCCUGGGCAGUGCCCGCUUCACGUUGGGCACGAUGCUGGGCCUGGCCACACUGCACACCUACCGCGGACGCCUCUCCUACCUCCCUGCCACUGUGGAAUCUGCCUCACCCACCCCUGCCCAGGGCCUGCCCCGAGCCAAGUCGGAGCUGACCCUGGCCCCAGCCCCAGCCCCACCCGUCGCCCACUCACCCCUGCAUCGUUCAGUGUCUGACCUGCCCCUGCCCCUGCCCCAGCCUGCCCUGACCUCCCCUAGCUCACCUGAGCCCCUGCCCAUCCUGUCUGUCAAUGGUGGGGGCCUGGAGUUGGCAGGGGACUGGGGUGGGGCUGGGGAUGCUCCAUUGUCCCCAGACCCACUAGUGCCCUCACCCCCUGGAUCUCCCAAGACAGCUCUACUCUCGCCCAUCACUGAGGGAGCCCCAGAAAUGCCAACAUCCUCUGGGCUCCCGCCUCCCACCCCUGAUGCCCCAGCAGCCAUCUCUACUGGGGGCCCGCCCGACCACCUGCUUCCUCCCCUGGGCACCCCACUACCCCCAGGCUGGGUGACGCUGGAGGGGGACUUUGUGCUCAUGUUGGCCAUCUCACCCAGCCACCUGGGGGCUGACAUGGUGGCAGCUCCCCACGCGCGCUUUGACGACGGCCUGGUGCACCUGUGCUGGGUGCGCAGUGGCAUCUCGCGGGCUGCGCUGCUGCGCGUUUUCCUGGCCAUGGAGCGCGGGAGCCAGUUCAGCCUGGGUUGUCCGCAGCUGGGCUAUGCCGCAGCCCGUGCCUUCCGCCUCGAGCCGCUCACACCUCGCGGCGUGCUCACGGUGGACGGGGAGCUGGUGGAGUACGGGCCGCUACAGGCGCAGGUGCACCCGGGCCUCGGUACGCUGCUCACUGGGCCUCCUGGCCGCCCGGGGCGGGAACCCUGAACCUAACCAAGCUUGGAGUCCGUCAGGGGCGGGCCCUACAUUCCAGGGGGCGGGGGCUGAGCCAGGGGGCGGGGCCUGGCUGCUAGAAUUAGGGCGGAGGGCCGCCGGCCCCGUCUCAGGAUUGCGCCCGCCCUCAGGGGACCAGAGGUGACGGUGGAGCUUGGCCCGAAUUCCAAGGGGUCGUCACGGUCACAGAUAAAAGUGCUCGCCCCAAUGUUAGUGCCUGACUAAUAAGGCCAGGGCCCACUCCAGAGCCCCGCGUCUGGCUCGUAGAAAGCCAGGUCGGCUGAGGGCGGGGCCUCUUACGCACCGUCCAAUGACGGGACCUGGAAUGCACGGGCUAGGGGAGGCCUUAGUACACUGGCCAGUCAGGGCCGGGUCUCGCCCUACACACUCCGGUGCCUCCACUUGACUGGCCAAUCCGCCCAGGAGGGGCAGGUUGCCCGGGACCUGCUCCCCGAUUUGCACUAAUGUUCCUCCCCCCGCGGAUGGGGGCGGGGAAAUUCACUUCCCUUGUCUUCUGUCUCCUGUGCGUCCACCGACCCCAAUCUUCAAAGCAGUUGAAAAGGUCUAUGCAAUAAAGGCCGUCGCUUCAUUCCUCUCA